Salvelinus fontinalis (brook trout) is the source of this 3953-nucleotide messenger RNA. RefSeq names its product kinase D-interacting substrate of 220 kDa B-like. The record is from RefSeq and is a predicted model, not a curated record. The transcript has 3 exons. NCBI's taxonomy places the organism in Eukaryota, Metazoa, Chordata, Actinopteri, Salmoniformes, Salmonidae. The coding region runs from base 123 to 1583 and encodes 486 amino acids.
CUCUCUCUCUCUCUCUCUACCAUUAACCUCCUCUUCCUUGUCUCAUUCUGCUCUUUGUCUCUCAGGCUAAUGUGAAUGGCAGAGUUCUGACCCAGUGCAACAUUGAUGAGCUGAAGAAUGAAAUGAAAAUGAACUUUGGAGACUGGCAGCUCUUCAGAGGAACUGUGUUGGAGAUGCGUCACGUGGAGAGCCAGGUGCUUCAUGAGGAGGCUCCCAGCGAGAUGGACAGCAGUGUGGUGGGCCACGGGGAACCGAGGCGCCAGGUCGCCCCGCCCCAUGCCGGUGCCGCCAACCUCGAGGCCAACUCACCCAUGUACAGCUUCAACCUGAGCUUUGAGGAACUGAGCAAUGUGGGACUGGACGAGCCUCCCAGGCAUAGCAACAACACAUGGAUGGCCCCCACCCACCGUACCCCCAGCAUGUCCAGCCUCAACUCCCAGGAGUCGUCCAACGACAUCGUCAAGCUGACGGAAAAGCAGCAGUCGGAGUACCGCAACGCCUACCAGGAGUACAUCGCCCAGAUGGCCACGCUGGAGGUGGGCGGAGGCGGGGGAGAGAAGCCCGUCCAGCCCCACCCCAACCAGUUCAUGACCUCCGCCAGCUCCGAGGACAAAACCAAGGACAAGGCUACCACCAAGAGAAGCACCUCCAAGCUUCCCGCCGUGGAUGCCCCGGACUUCACCACCGCCGAAGCCCCCCUGGACCCCAUCACAGAGGAGGACGAGAAGCAGGACCCCCAUGGCUCCUCCAAGACCCUGCUCGGACGCAAGGCGCCCGGGUCCAGUGACCGGGGGAGCGGCCUGUUCCAGGGAGCAGCCGACCUCAAGAUGAAGACCGGUGGGCUGCCCUACCAGAAGCUCACCAGCGACGACGAGGAUUCAGAGAACUCCGACGCUCCUCUCCUGGGGGACGCGAAAAAGCCAGGUGACCCCAAAGCAUCCUCCCUGGCCCUGGCUAAGGGUAAAGAAUACCUGUCUGACGCCAUGCUGGAUAAGAAGGAUUCUUCUGACUCCGGCAUGCGCUCCAACGAGAGCUCGCCCAACCACUCCCUGCAGGAUGAGGAGGCUGACCUGUCCCAGCUGGAGCAGGCCAACCUGAUCGAGCUGGACCAGGAGGACAGCCAGAGCCGGGCGGCCAGUAAGAGGGGUCUGCCCAGCAGCCUGAGUGGUCUCCAGGACUCAGCUGUAGCCCGCAUGUCCAUCUGCUCCGAGGACCAGUGCAGCCUGCUGGCCAGCAGCCCCGAAGAGAGCUGGCCCUUAUCCAAGAGCUACAACCUCAACCGCACGCCCAGCAACACCACCCUCAACAACAACACCAACGACCAGCAGCGUUGCCAGGGACAGAGGGCUCCAGUGGGGUCCACCGACACCACCUGUUCCACCCCUACUUCCUCCUCCAUCAGCGAGGUCAUCGUCUCCACGGGUUCCGGCACCACCAGUACCACCACCAAGCCCGGCCCGCACAACGAGAACGUGCGCGUGGUGCACCUGAAGAGGGGGCUGAACCCCGGGGAUCCUCCGGAGAUCACCACCGUGUCCUCCGACACCGUCACUUUCGGAGAGGAGCGCGAGAGCAUCCUGUGAGCCCCCUGCCCAUCUCAUACCCAGGAGAGCACUUAGUCAGUAGAUGUUUGGUGUGGUAAUCUGACAAUGCAUGCGUAGCAAGGUACCGUAGCAAGCUAAAUGGGUAAAUAAAUGAUGUUCGUGCUUGGUGUGCACUAAGUAGAUAGCCUUGUUUAACCAGCCUGAUCUGGCAACCUCACAUUCUGUUACAGGAGGUAGCCUGGUGAAGGUAGCUCACUGAGAUCUUGUACUCUGUAUUUGUAUUGUCUAAAGUGAAGUGAAGUGACCUCUACUAACCGGCUUGAUAUUCUCUAGAGGUGAAGGUAGCUAGCUACGUACACUGUAAAACAAAUUAUCUUUAGAUCAACCUAAUUUACUUCACCUCUGGUAAAAACAACAACAUUAUUAUGACAAAUAUAUGAUUCAAUGCCAACUGUUAUAUUUCAUUAUAUUUGAAGUUGUAGCCUGUUUAUUUCAACACUAAACCUACAUUUCCCCUUUGGUUAAACUUAAUAUAACAAAUACAAAAAAUAUUUAAUGUGGGGCGACGCACAAUUGGCAUAGCGUCGUCCGGGUUAGGGAGGGUUUGGCCGGUAGGGAUAUCCUUGUCUCAGUAUGUAAAAUGUAAUAAAAUGUAUGCACUCUACUGUAAGUCGCUCUGGAUAAGAGCGUCUGCUAAAUGACUAAAAUGUAAAUGUAAAUGUAAUUUAAUGACAAUACAACCAAUUUUUUUCAUCUUGUUCCUAGUUCACUUUUUACUUUGGAAUUACCUUUCCAAAUAUAUUAAAUUGUGUUACAAGCAAUUUAAAUCAACAACCUAAAAAAUAAGAUGUUUUAAAAUAAUUUUUCCAAACUAAAGACCUUCACAUUUAGGAACCACAAUAUCAUAACCAAGCAAUGGCUACCGUCACAUAGAAACGUUAUCAGGCGCUUUAGUGUCAUUACAGAUGACAAAUACAAUAGACCACCUCAACUGGAAUGACAUUCACUCUCAGGGGUGGGCAAAAAUAUCCAACUGAAAGCCACGCACCCCCCAAUAAGCCACGCCUCGGCAACUCUUCUGAUAGGCUGCCGCCGCUACAUUGCCCCUACCGCUAUUCGAUGUGCAUGAGGUGUGGAAAGCAAUUUAGAAGCUUUCAUUCAAAUAAAAAAAUCACAUUGAUCUGACAAAUUCGUUAUUUGAUUUCAGACAAAUUGAUAGAACAGAUUGAAUGAACCAAAGCGUAAAUUUCGAUCAUUCCAAUCAGUAAAAGCACUUAACAGCGCCGUCCCAUUUUUUACAGUGCAGUAUAAUUGAAAACUUAACUACCUACGUACAGUGACUAACUAUCUGUUUAUUAUUUUGCACUACAACAAGCAUGGUAGCCUGGGUGUCAGUCUGUCUGUGCCAUCUCGCCAACUCCUUGUCAUGCCAAUGGCUUGACAAUGAGCAAUGGAGCUGGCAAGAGCACAAACAGAUCUGGGACCAGGCUACAAGCAUGCCUCAACAGUGUUAAUAUUAGCUGCUGCUGCCUAUGUGUGUCAACAAGUGAUGUAUUGAGCUUGUGGGUGGGUAAAAGAGAAGAUACCUGGUAUAGAUGAAGAAUGAAUGCAUAUGAACGCGUGAGCCAAAUGAACAAAAUUGUGUGUGGGAUCUGUUUUUGUCGUGUCUCAGCAAAUGACAUGGAGGAGACUCAACUGAACUAUUCAUCUCAUUGCAAAAGCCACAGGGCUUUUACCUAUUUUACCUUCCUAUGGGCCCUGGUCCAAAGUAGUGCGCUAUCGGUGGAAUAGGGUGCCAUUUGGGACUCAUCUCCUGCCAACACAAACAAAAGUGUUGGAUAAAAGGGAGGGACGUUGACACUAAUAUGUGACAAUAAUAGAGAAGUAAUCCUCAGAAAAAGAUAUUGAUCGCUGCAAAAUUCAGUUGCUGACUCUUCGCCAUAUGAUACAUGGGACUGUAUGUAUGCUGCUUUGUAAUGAACAGUGGUUGUAAAGUUAUUUGGUUUAUUACAUGUUGUCAGGGCCUGUCUCCUCCCUUAACGUAGUAGAGGCCAAUAGUAGAGGCCCCAUUUGUGAAUCCGAUGCCAUUUAAAUACAUUUUAAUUAAGCAGAUAUAAAAUGUACACUUAAUGGCGUCCGAUUCACAAAUCUGGCUACAGUAAAGAUUGGUGUUGCAUGCGUACCUAAUGAACUGUACAUUGCAUGCCUAAAUGAGUUUGCAAAUAUCAGUGCAAUGUCAGAGUGCUCUCCUAUGUGUUGCAUGCACUGUGAUGUUGUAUGGUGUCUUAACCAGUCGGAUGAUAACCAUGUGGGAGAAGAACACAAGAUAUUCUAUCUAUGAAGGGAAAGAAGUGAAUGGUGCCGUCAGACAUUAUCUGACUGAAAAAUAAAACCUGGUUGUUGACCUUC